Molecule: messenger RNA, 3138 nt
Organism: Chrysochloris asiatica (Cape golden mole)
Lineage: Eukaryota; Metazoa; Chordata; Mammalia; Afrosoricida; Chrysochloridae
Product: cytosolic carboxypeptidase 4-like
Exons: 25
Biological process (GO): protein side chain deglutamylation; C-terminal protein deglutamylation; proteolysis
Molecular function (GO): zinc ion binding; metallocarboxypeptidase activity
Source: RefSeq, a predicted model, not a curated record
AUGAUCAGCAAGGGUGGCAGUGAAGCUCUUCUGCAAACCCUGGUGGACACAGCUAGGACACCAUCUCCAGACUAUGGUAUUCUCCUUCCGCUCUUACGGCUGUUGGCCAAGGUUGGCCUAAGAGAUAAAAAGUUUGGACAGAAGGCACUGGAAUUGGAGGCACUGGAUGUGAUGCUAAUUCUGGCCAGGAAAAAUCUGUUCCACAGUCAGAACCUUCUCCAUUGUCUCUGGAUUCUGCGUGUAUUUGCUUCCAGUGUUACUACAGGAGCCAUGCUGGGGAUUAAUGGAGCCAUGGAAAUGCUUUUCAAGGUCAUCUCUCCGUAUACCCGAAAGCGGACUCGAGUGGUCAGGGCAGCGGUGGAAGUUCUGGCAGCACUGUUGAAAUCUAAGUCCAACAGCCGCAGGGCAGUGAACCGAGGCUAUGUCGCCAGCUUGCUCAGGCUGCACCAGGACUGGCACAACCAUGACACAGUCAACAAUCAUGUGCACAUCCGCCAGGCGCUGCUGCUCUGCCUCAAGCACAUCACCACCCUCCAGUCUGGCAGGGAGGCCUUCCUGGCCGCCCAGGGCAUGGAGAGUGUCUUCAGCACCACACAGAACUGCCUGGAUGACAAGAGAACGGAGCCCAUCAUCUCCCUGGGGCUUCAGAUCCUGAGGCAGUGCUAUCCCAGAAGCUCCCUUCCCUUGCCCACAGCCAGCAGUGCCUGUGUCUUUCCUGCCCCUGAGGGAUCCACAUCCGAGCUCCCACACGUUCUAACUGAAGAGGAUUUUGAAGACGAUGGUGAUGAAGAGGGAGACAAAGACUCGGAUUCUGAAGAUGUGAAAGACGAAGAUGAUGACUUGGAAACAGAUGUGAACAAGCUAAGUUCUAAACCUGCCCUUGACCGACCUGAAGCAGAGCUGGAACAAUACAAGGCCAUGUGUCGUGAGCUCUCCUAUAGCUUUGAGGAACUGGAGUCCAAACUCGAAGAUGAUUUGAACUUGGAAGAGCUUCAAUGUGCCAGUCACCACCAUAUUCCAACUGCUGCCUCUUCAAAGCAGUCUUCCUUGAAUAUGGACCCAAGUUUCAGGAGGCUUGAAAGAGAAGACAGCUUUCAGACUUGCCUUCUGAGCAUGGUGAAGAUGGGAAGGUCUGGGCAUCUAGCCUCCAAGAAAACACCUGGAAUGAAAACUUCUCAAAACGUACCAACCAACUGUCUUGGGAUAGAGUCUACUGGAAAUGAAAUGCCUAACAUUCAGGCUUCCCUCAAAGAAGAUGCUUGGAACAUAGAAGACAUUUCCUGCCCAAGGUCUGAUGCCUUUCUGGCCAACUCCACCAUGCCUAAAGACAGUGUUGAAGUAAUAGAUAAGCUUCUACAGAAACAUCCUAAGGAUAUCCCCUUCCACGAUCCCUAUGUUUAUAUGAUGAAAACUAGAAGAACCAGCUCUGUGACCGACUUCAAGAUGAUGGCAUUUCCCGAUCUCUGGGGACACACCCCACCUCUGUCUGCCCAGUCCAUGUUGGAACGCAAAUGUGGAGUUCAAAGGAUCAAGAUAUUUGAGGAUGUUCAGAGACUGAUUCAGCCAAGUGAUACCAUCAAUAAAGUUGUCUUCAGUUUAGAUGAGGAGCCUGGGUCUGUGCAAGACGUUAGUACUUCUACUUGCUUAAGGUUCUUCUCUAAGUUUGAAUCUGGAAAUCUUCGCAAAGUCAUCCAAGUGCGUCAGUUUGAGUAUGACUUGUUACUUAAUGCUGAUGUCAACAGCACCCACCAUCAGCAGUGGUUCUACUUCAACGUCAGCGGCAUGAGAGCUGGUGUCCCUUAUCGCUUGAACGUCAUCAACUGUGAGAAGCCCAACAGCCAAUUUAACUACGGGAUGCAGCCAACCAUGUAUUCAGUGAAGGAGGCUCUUCUUGGCAGACCAACCUGGAUACGAACAGGCUAUGAAAUCUGUUAUUACAAAAAUCAUUAUCGCCUGAAUGCAGCUGCGACAGGCGGAGCCUCUGGGAAGUGCUAUUACACCCUGACCUUCUCUGUCACCUUCCCACACAAUGAGGAUGUCUGCUACCUGGCCUACCACUAUCCCUACACCUACACAGCUCUCAUGACUCAUCUUGAUAUGCUGGAAAAAAGUGUCAACCCCAAACAGGUCUACUUCCGGCAGGAGACACUCUGCCAGACUUUGGGAGGGAAUGCUUGUCCACUGGUGACAAUCACAGCCAUGCCCGAGUCAAGGAGCACUGAUCAUCUAGAGCAGUUCCGGCAACGCCCAUAUCAGGUGAUGACUGCCAGAGUUCACCCAGGAGAGAGCAAUGGCAGUUGGGUUAUGAAAGGUGCUUUGGAGUUCCUGGUCAGCAAUGACCCUGUGGCUAGACUCCUGAGAGAAACCUUCAUAUUCAAGAUCAUCCCCAUGCUCAACCCAGAUGGCGUCAUCAAUGGCAAUCACAGAUGCUCACUGAGAGGGGAGGAUUUGAACAGACAGUGGCUCUUUCCCAGUGCUCAUCUCCAGCCCACAAUUUACCAUGCCAAAGGACUCCUCUACUACCUGAACAGCAUUAGUCGAAGUCCGGUGGUCUUCUGUGAUUUCCAUGGCCACUCUCAAAAGAAGAAUGUGUUUCUUUAUGGUUGCAGCAUCAAGGAGACCUUGUGGCAAACGGAGUGCCCCUUGAGCACAUGGAGCGUCCUGGAGGAUGUCAGCUACAGGACUCUUCCCAAAAUUCUUGAUAAACUGGCCCCAGCAUUCACAAUGGGCAGCUGCAGUUUCCUCGUGGAGAAAUCCCGAGCCUCCACGGCCAGGGUUGUGGUCUGGCGAGAGAUGGGUGUGUCCAGAAGCUAUACCAUGGAGAGCAGCUAUUGUGGCUGUAACCAAGGCCCCUAUCAGUGUACUCAGAGAAUAUCAGAAAGAUAAAAAUCUAUGAGGUCACAUCCAGUUGAUGGGUUCAAAGGUCUACAGUUUGGUACCAGAGAACUGGAGGAGAUGGGAGCCAUGUUCUGCUUGGGCCUUCUCAUCUUGGAACUUAAAUCUGUUAGCUGUAGUCACCAGCUCCUGAACUAUGCAGCAACUCUGCUGAAUUCAGAUGAAUAUGCUCUGGACCACCACCUCCAGAGAUGUUUAUCACAUUUGCUCAAAGAAUCGGACUUCACAACCAUGGUAGAUUAA